AUGCAACCGGUUCAACCUGUUCAACGAGUUCAACAACAUCAGACACAACAACGUCAAGAUUCGACAAUUGAUCUAAUUACACCGAAUUAUGAUGCCGGUAGCGUCAAUAAUACCGUUAGUGUAUUACUAGGCAAUGGAUACGGGACAUUUCAGGCUAAGCAGGACUAUGCUGUCGGACCUCAACCGUAUUCCGUUUUUUCCAUUGAUGUUAAUCACGAUUCGAAAAUCGAUCUGAUUACGGCGAAUGUGAAUGGCAGGAGCGUUAGUGUAUUACUAGGCAAUGGAAACGGGACAUUCCAGGCUACGCAGGACUAUACUGUCGGAUCUCAAGCAUGGUCGGUUUUUGGAAUGGAUGUUAAUCAGGAUUCGAAAAUCGAUCUGAUUACGGCGAAUGGGGCUGGCAACAGCAUCAGUGUGUUACGGGGCAAGGGAAACGGGUCAUUCCCGUCUGCGUCGGUGUUUCCUGCAUUAGCUCAACCGUAUUCGGUAUUUUGCAUUGAUAUUAAUGGGGAUUCGAAAAUCGAUCUUAUUACGCCGAAUUUUGGGGGCAAUACAGUCAAAAUGUUCCUAGGCAAUGGAGACGGGACAUUCUAUUCUAAUCAGGACUAUGCUGUAGGAACCCAACCAAGAUCGGUUUUUGGAAUGGAUGUUAAUCAGGAUGAGCAAAUCGAUCUGAUUACGACGAAUACCGGUGGCGAUAGCGUUAGUGUGUUACUAGGCAAUGGAGACGCGACAUUUCAGGCGAAGCAGGACUAUGCUGCAGGAACUGAACCAUGGUCGGUUUUCUUAAUUGAUGUUAAUCAGGAUGAGCAAAUCGAUCUGAUUACGGCGAAUGCGGGUGGCGACAGCGUUAGUGUGUUACUAGGCAAUGGAAACGGGACAUUCCAGGCUAAGCAGGACUAUGCUGUGGGAACCCAACCAUGGUCGGUUUUUUUAAUUGAUGUUAAUCAGGAGGCGCAAAUCGAUCUGAUUACGGCGAAUGCGGGUGGCAACAGCGUCAGUGUGUUACUAGGCAAUGGAAAUGGGACAUUCGAGGCUUGA
Molecule: messenger RNA, 1041 nt
Organism: Didymodactylos carnosus
Lineage: Eukaryota; Metazoa; Rotifera; Eurotatoria; Philodinida; Philodinidae
Source: the annotation of a GenBank genome assembly